CAGAUGUGGUGGUACCCUCCCCAGCCACGCCUGCAGUAUCAUCAGCCUCCCGCGUCGCCGGACGUGUUCUUCACCUGGCCGCUGUGUUUGUGGAUGCCCUACAGGAUGUGGUCCUACAAGCUGAUCUGCAGCUCGCCAAACUGCAGACGGUCUGGUCAGCGACUGACAUCAUGUGGGCUCUACAAGACAGUGAGGCGGGUGCUGAAUUUACACGGCUGGUAUUUUCUGGCAACAGAAUACCUGGAGUGUCAGCGCUGCCACAAGAAGCUGGCCGCGUGGUCGUACGACAUCCUGGACCAGCUGGACCCGGCUCACCGCAGGAUGUUCCCAGCCAUCCUCACUUACCGGUUCUCUUGUGAUAUGCACGUGGCAAAGUUGAUGAGGGAGCGCUCUCUCGGCAACAGCGUCUCUGCUAUAUCACAAGCUGUGUGAACUGCAUAGUGAGGAAUGGAUGGAGAGGUCCCUGCGAUACCUCUCUGUGUGUGACCGGUUCCGGGGUACCACCACACAGCCCAUCUCACCUCCACCACCCAUGCCGCCUGUACCGACCGCCAAGUGGCUCCUCUCUGUCCACGCAGAGGAUAUCCGGUCCCGGUAUGGUGAGCUCAAAGCCAGGGUCACCUCUGUCUUUGGGUCCAUCCUGAAGAUGGACUCCACAAAAAAGGUGGCCAAAAAACUGGCGGGAGCCGCAGCUGGGACCGCAGCCUGGGUCACCAAUGUGGGCAAUGAGCACGGACAGGUCCUCAUGUCUGUGCUCACCUCACAUGAGGGUCAGGGACUGCUGCCCAUGACAAAUGGCCUGGUGAAAAGGUACGAGGUGGCUGGAGUCGCUCCCCCUACUCUCCUGUAUGUGGACAGAGACUGCUGCUCUUCUGUGGGCACCUCCAGAGCAGGUGCCAUGUUCAGCGGCUGGAGAGACAUGGUGGUCCGUCUUGAUGUGUGGCACUUCAUGCGGCGCUUCGCCGCAGGUCUGCACACUGACAGCCACCCACUCUACGGUCUGUUCAUGGCAAAGCUGUCCACAUGCAUUUUUGUCUGGGAUGAGGGAGAUGUGUCUCUGCUGAGGGAGGCAAAAAUGCGGGAGCUGGAGCAACAGCAGGCCAUCAGAGGCCUCACUGAUGACCAGCUAACCAGCAUGCUCACCUCCAGACAGUAGGCGCUGCACUGUCGCCGCUGCACACGUGGCGUGGAGGAGACGGAGCAGCUGAUUGGUGCGUUGCUGGGGGCCUUCAUGGACGCCAGGGAAACCAUGGGCAUCCCCUUGGUGGACCAGGAGAGGAUGGACGUCAUCUGGGACACCCAAAGACGCCAC
This is a messenger RNA of Rhinichthys klamathensis goyatoka, 1312 nucleotides long. RefSeq lists its product as uncharacterized. Bases 452 to 1156 code for a protein of 234 amino acids. The transcript is spliced from 3 exons. The record is from RefSeq and is a predicted model, not a curated record. NCBI's taxonomy places the organism in Eukaryota, Metazoa, Chordata, Actinopteri, Cypriniformes, Leuciscidae.